Messenger RNA from Caenorhabditis briggsae, 129 nucleotides. NCBI's taxonomy places the organism in Eukaryota, Metazoa, Nematoda, Chromadorea, Rhabditida, Rhabditidae. The record is from RefSeq and is a predicted model, not a curated record. Bases 1 to 129 code for a protein of 42 amino acids. The transcript is spliced from 3 exons.
AUGCAUUCCGGAGCGAAUGAACCAAUCACUAGAAAAAUCGUAUUCUUCAGAAAUAUGUUCAAUAAAUACAAAACUUACAGAGAGAGAAGGGAGAAAGAGAAAAAAAUAGUUUUCCAUCAGCCGAAUUGA